Molecule: messenger RNA, 6976 nt
Organism: Pantherophis guttatus
Lineage: Eukaryota; Metazoa; Chordata; Lepidosauria; Squamata; Colubridae
Source: RefSeq, a predicted model, not a curated record
UUAACAGGCGCAGGGGGUUGGCAGGGUGGGGGGCACCCUCUUUAAGGAGUGCCUGGACCCGUGGGUCUGCCCUAACUAGCUUGCAAGAAUCCAGGCAGCCACUAAGUGGCCAGCAAACAGAAUACAGAAAGCCCUGUAUCCUUGUUCGAUGGUCUGGACUUUGCACCCAGAUGUGGCUUCCCUUCCCUUUGCCUCUUUUUUCUAUUUGAUGUGGUUGUCCGGUGUUGCGUUAAUUUAUUGUCGAUCUCGAGAGUCUAGCAAUAAUACCGUUGUAAAAACAUCUCGAAAUCUCUUCGAUGGCCCAGCGAUCAAUACAAAAGAACCCACUCCGCCCCAAGGAUCACAAAGCAGAAAAGAAGCCGAGACUGAAGGAAUGCGAUAAAGAUCGAAAGAAAGAGGGUUGAAGGCAUUGAACGAAUCUUAAGAGAGGCAAAUGCAUCCUGUGCUUCAUUGAAUAUUUUUAUCUAAGUUAUGAGUACUAUUUUUUUCCCCCUGUAAAAAAAAAGCAGACCAUAAAUCCUAAUAAAGAUGAUAACACGAAGGCAUAUAUAUCCAUUGAGGAAAUAGGCAUUUGGCCAAGAAAGGUCCAGAGUUCAACUAAAUGUUUUUCUCCGUGCAGUAUCUGCUUUGUGUCCAUGGCCAUGUUAGCAAUAAAAGGUGGGAUCUUGUAUCUAGGAUAAGAGUGGGAGGACGAGGACGAGGUGGCUUGGUUCGGGUCUCUGGUUUGGGGGCAGAGAAUCUUAAGUCAGUUUCUAGCUAGAUCCCAGAGAGUUAGGUAGUGCUAAGAUCACGAUGUGUUUAUUGAAACAGUUCCGUUUGCUUUAAUGAGGGAAACCAAGCAGAUGAUUCAACAGAUGGGCUUAUAAAAUGCAUGGCCUAAUAUAUGCAAUUGCUAGUAGAAGCUCACAGAAGUGCCCAACUGAUCAGAAUUUGUUAACGUGAGCUGAUUUGUGCUGGAAAACUUAAUUUUCUGAGAUGGGGGGGGGGGCAAGAGAAAGAUCUCUGCACACCCAUUCAAAUAUAAAAUAUUCUUCAUCGUCAUCACCUUAUUUAUUAUUUAUUUAUUUAUUAUUCGAACUUCUAUACCGCCCUUCUCCUUUCGGACUCAGGGCGGUGAACAGCCAAAAUAAAAAACAUUUAUACAUAAAGUACAAUUAAAAAUAGAUUUAAAAUAAUUAGAUAAAUUUGGCCCAUAGUUUAAAAUUUAUCUCUGUUUUUUCCUGCCUCAUAGAUACAGUAACUAAAAUCUCAAUGUGAUUAUGCCUGGAAUUCACUUUUUGCCCUCAGAAUAAAAGAUGAUGGCGUUUGGGGAGGAGGUGUGGACAGCAGAAAUAGCAGGAGAAAAAGCCUGUAUUUGUGGCUCCUUUUUUCUGGUGCAGAAUCCUAUCUCUAUAAAACCAAGAUAUUUGGGGUAAUUAUCAGGGAUGCUUUAUUUAGCAUUUUCUGGGCCUGAACCAGCUUUCCCUGACUUAAAUCCCAAACAGCUGUUGCAGGAAAAAGGAAGAUUUUUUUUCACAAGGAAACCUUUUUCCCCUCCAAUAAUUUAUGAUGAGUUGAGGAGCAAGUAAGGGUGACCUGAGAACACAAAAUUGGACCAUUUAGCAACAUCUGUCAUUUGACUAGUCCGGCAUUAGUUUAUUCCCAGGGAACCCUGGUUAUAGGAGUCAUAGGAGAUGCUUUGCUAAAUUGGGCCAAGGCAGUGUUGGUUCUUCAUGUGGCCUUGGGGGUCCUUUCCUCCCCUGCCCCCUCUCUUCCCAUGUAUCUCUUAGUUAUACUCUUCAAUUGCAAUAGUCCUUGAUAGACCUCUUCCUUUAAUGUACUCAGUUUCACAUUUUGUGGCAAUGACUUCCACAAAUUAAUGACGUGCUAUCUUGAUAAUCUCCCUGUGCACUUUUUCUGAGUUAUGCAUGGUUUUAUAUCUUUUUUCUGAGAUAUGGAAACCCAAAUAUCGUAAGGAAGACGUUUGAGCCUCCUUUUGGUUUAAUAUGUCACUUAUCACUCAACUUCAUUUCAUUGAUGCAGAAGUUGGCAUGAGUCUGGGAUGAACGCAUGCCUGUUAUCUGAGAAAGGCCUUGAAUGCAGUCCCUUAUGUUCUCACACUACUACAACCUCUUUUAAACGGCAACCCAAAACUCUGCCUGUAUAAUCACACUCCCUACAGAAGUGAAGUUAAUUUUCCUUGAACUAAUAAUGUAUAUGACACUGCCUUGCUUUAUACAACAUGGUUGAGUCUAAACCAAGGUGACAUAAUCCAUACUAUGUAUAUUAUGUACACGUGUAAUACAAUGUUAAGACAAUAGUUGUAUUCCUACAAUAUGCUUGACAGAAAGUAUCCAACAGUAUUUUAGGCUUGUAAUGAUACAUAAGAUACAUAGAUACAUAAUGAGAUCCAUUCACCAAAAAGGAUACAGGUCAGAAACACUUCCUCUUACUAGAGAAUCUCAGCUGACUUCUAUUCCCCUAGAUAUGGGAAAAUCUUGUUGCAGUUUGUAACUAUUUUAAGUGACAAAACAACAAAAAGACAUUUCUUCAAAAUUCAAAAUUGAAACUGAUCAGAAUAAGCUGAGGAGCACAAUGUCUCAAGAAUGAUCUUCUGAACAUUGAAUAUCAAAAUUAAGACAGCUGCUAGGCUUAACCUUAAAUAAGCAGGCAUCCUUCAGCCUAUACUAGUUUUGUGUUCCUAGGAUCAGUUUGUGAGCCAAACUGAAGAUAGAAAAUGCCUAAGCGAAAGUGCGUCUUUACUGACAAACUGAAGCAGAAAUAUCCUCAUUUUCGCAAAGGAAGAGAUGACUAUGAAGCAGAGUGUUUGGUCUGCAAAGCUGGCACGUUUGUGUCAGUUGCACAUAAAGGUGCCAGUGAUCUGGAGUACCACAUGUCCUCUGAAAAGCACAAGAAAGCCCUCGGAGGAGACAGCUGGUCUGCAAAACUGACCGAAUUUUUGGGGACUCCAGGCACAAAAGCCGAGGAUGCUCUUGCUGCAGCGGACAGCACGCUACCCUUGCACACCAUCCCAAGUUGCAACAGCUACAAAUCAACAGGCCGCACGUCUGACUUGUUCAGAAAAAUAUUUCCUGACGCAGAGAUAGCGCAAAAAUUUUCCAACACCCGGAGCAGGACAGAAAGUCUUGAGAACUCUGUGCUUGCCCAGCAUGCAGUGAGCCUCGACCUGAAGGCCCUGGAGGAACACGGCAUCCCUUUCUGCGGGGUGGCUAUAGAUGACAGCAGCCACAGGGCCCUGAAAAUGGUCCCUGUCCUCAUCCAGUAUUAUGACUACAGGAACGGCGGCUUGAAGACCAAACUCCUGGAACUUCAGGAAAGUCCCACCGAGAUGGACGUUUCGGACUCUCUUGUCAAAGCUCUUAAGAAACACAGAUUGCUUCAGAAGUGCGUGGCCUUCGCGGGGGACAACUGCAACACCAUGUUUGGUGAACUUCGGCAAGACGAGGAGGCGCGGACUGUGUUGGCCAAGCUGAAGAAAUCCCUCCAGAGAGAGACGUUGAUUGGGGUGUACUGCCCUGCCCACAUUCUGCACAACUGCAUCCACCACGGAGCAGACGCCCUGGAGGUGGACGUUGAGAACAUCAUCCUAAAGAUCUACCAGUACUUCCACAUCUACGCGGUGCGGACGGAGCCCCUGCACGAAUACUGCGAGUUUGUGGAGGUGGAAUACAAGCGGCUGCUCUCCCACAGCAGGACCCGCUGGCUGUCCUUGUUCCCCGGCAUCACGAAGCUGCUCCAGAUGCACUCGGCCCUGAAGUCCUUCUUCUUGGGCCAGAGCAACCCGCCCGCCGUGCUCAAGAGCUUCUUCGAGCACGAGUUUGGCGAGCUCUACCUCUGGCACAUGCACUCGCUGAUGAACGCCUUCCAUUUGCACAUCGAAGAGAUGGAGCGGGAAAAUAACUCCCUGGUAGAGGUGAUGAAGACGCUGGACUCCGUGCACACCAUCCUGCUUGACCGUAGAGCCCAGAACUUCAUGUCAUUGACAGUGAAGGGGAUGCUUUCAGACAAGCGCAAGGAGGGGCUGGAGGCGGGAUGCGACGCCUUCUCCGAUGCCGUGCGUCGCCUCUACAGUAACUGCAUCGACUACCUGGAGAUGUGGAUGGCGUCCCUGCAAGAGUUUUCCUGCUUCGCCUGGAUGGCCCUGAGUGACACACCGAGCUGGAGUGACGUGGAAGCAUGUAUAACAUAUUUGAUUGAGAAAGGCAUAGAGAUUGAUGACAUCAGGUGUUUUGACCAGUUCAACAACCUGAAAAAAUUUGUGGAAGCUUCCAGCGAUGAAGAAGAAUUCCAGCAUCUGCUUUCACAUCAAAAGUGGACCAAAUACUUCCUGAAGGCUAAAGCCAUCGAAUGCUAUUCAGAACUCUUAAAAAUUGCACAGUUCUUCUUCGCGAUCCCCUCCCACAGUGUAAAUAUGGAAUGGAGCACUUCUUUUCAUUGAUAAAAGACCUGCGGGUCAAGGAAAGGACCUGUUCGAACAGCCUACCAUUUAAUUUUAAAAAUAACUGUUGGAAACAUUUUUGUGCAUGCUUUGCUCUAAAGAGACAUGCACCUACAUGCCAUAGGAAGAGACAGAAAAAGGCAAUGUGUCUUUUGGGGGUGUACCAUCUAUGCACAGUAGAGCUUUAGGGCAGCAGCCCCCCAUCUUUUUGGGUGUCAGCGUUCCAAGUAACCUGAAGUGAACAUGGCUGAGGCCAUCUUGGAGGGUUCAGGGUUGCCAUUGGGCACCAGGGACCAAUUCCACGGAGAAUGGUUUUUCUGUGGACUGAAGGGGGAAUGAUUUCACAUGCCUGCCUGCAUCCCGCGGAUGGGGCUUUGCUUGUUUGCAUGGCCCAGUUUCUGGCAUGCCACAGACUAGUGCCAUUCCAUGGACAGGGGGGGCUGAAGAUUCCUGCUUUAGAGUAUCAUCUAUAAUUAGAAGUGUCAGUGACUGUUGUUCUGUUUUUGUCAUUAGUCGUGGCCUUUAACCUCAUUACUGAUUCAGAAAUCUUUUCAUUGAACCAGGUUUGGGAUUGAUUGCAAAAUUGAAGGGAGAAAUUCUUUUUUUGAAGUUUUUUUUUUUUUUACUUUCGAAGGCAGUUUUGCGAUGUCACGAAGUUGGCAGGCUCACAGAGUAAGCACAGAGCAAGAUGUUCUGCAAUCUGUGAUUUUCUGCCUGAGCUCUGCUGUAAAGGUUUAAUAACAUCUGAAAAGCAGCAAUCUUUUAAGGAGCUGAGACUUCAAUCCGUUUCCAAGCUAGAGCAUUUAACCACUGAAAAGCUAACCCUCUUUCAUUGCUUAAUAGCUGCACCGAUGGAUAAAAAAAGCCCUUUCUUUACGUUAUUUUACCAAUUAGUGCUUCUUUGAAAAAAGACUUUGAAGGGGCUUUAAGGCAAAAAAAAUCCCCUUAUUUCCCCCCUCCCCCUUCUUUUUGCCCUUGGAGAAAUUGGGUAUGUCUAGUUUAAUGAAAAGAAGGACUAGGGGAGAGAUGAUAGCAAAGUUCCAAUAACUCAGGGGCUGCCACAGAGAAGAGGGAGUCAACUUAUUCUCCAAAGCACCUGAAAGCAGGACAAGAAGCAAUGGGUGGAAACGAAUCAAGGAGAGAAGCAACUUAGAACUAAGGAGAAAUUUCCUGACAGUUAGAACAAUUAACCAGUGGAACAACUUGCCUCCAGAAAUUGUAAAUGCUCCAACACUGGAAGUUUUCAAGAAGAGAUUGGAUAACCAUUUGAAAUUGUAUAGGGUUUCCUGCCUGAGUAGGGGGGUUGGACUAGAAGACCUCCAAGGUCCCUUCCAACUCUGUUAUUCUAUUCUAUUCUAAAUCUGGCAAAGGCAACAGCCACAUCUGGCUUAGAAAGAGAGCUUCUGGUUUAUGAGCUAAGUAACUUGCCAGAAGUUAUAGAAGACUUCUCAUUCAAAGAACAUCAGCAGCUAAGCUGAGCAGGACAAAACAGAGACUACGGAUCUGAUCAGUGCCACCAAGGCACUGAUCUUUUUAGAAAUCCAUCAAGCCCAGAGAGAAGAUUCCCAGUGCCAUAUAAUGGACCCUGUAUUAUUAAGACUCUUUAAUAAAAUGACACAGUACUCAACCACAGUAUCAGGCCUGGGCUCAACUAUUUCUGUGGUGCAGGACCGAUUAUGCUGCCUGGAAGCUAGCAGAGGUCAUUUAAACGGUAGUCAAAUCCUCAAAAUGAAUCAGAAAAGUGGUAAGAAGUGCAACUUUCCAAAAAGGAAAGAAAGAGAAAAGUGGGCAUUGUUAUUUUUUUAAAAGUGACCCUUUAUACACCAAAUUAGUAAAGUAGUGUAAAUACAGGUAGUCCUCUAUUUACGACAAUGAAGCCCAAAAUUUAUGUUAAGCCAGACUUUGUUAAGUGAGUUUUGCCCCAUUUUAUGACCUUCCUUACUACUGUUGUUAAGUGAAUCACUAUGGUUGUUAAGUUAGUAACAAGUUUGUUGAAUUUUAUCAGGCUUCCCCAUUGACUUUGCUUGCAAAAAGUCGCAAAAGGGGAUCACAUGACCCCAGGACAUUGCAAAGGUCAUAAACUGGAACCAGUUGCCAAGUGUCUGAAUUUUGAUCAUAUGAUCAUGGGGAUGCUGCAAAGGUCGUAACUGAAAAACGGUCAAGUCAUUUAUUUUCAGUGCUGUUGUAACUUUGAACAGUCACUAAAUGAAUUGCUGUAAGUUGAGGACUACCUAUGUAGAUUUAAAUAAAAUAAGCACAUUACAAAAUCAUUCACAAUUAAAUAUUUGAAUUUAAAGUGCUGAAGUCCCCAUUCCUUGCUUCUCCACAGAUAUUAAUAUUCAUAGAUACUAAAAUCUGUGAAAUGUAGAGAUGUAUGUUCCUAACUUAAAAUAGCAAAAUUGGAAUUAAUGCCUUGGAAGGUGGGAAAACUUAGAGGCAAAUACAUUUUAAAAAUGAAAUUAUAACUAUGGUCAUCAACAGUUAAUUGGAGUUAUAUUACAUGCUUGGAGAAAAUAACAAAUGGAACAUUUUGCUGAU